Cannabis sativa is the source of this 994-nucleotide messenger RNA. RefSeq names its product thylakoid lumenal 17.9 kDa protein, chloroplastic. The record is from RefSeq and is a predicted model, not a curated record. The coding region runs from base 38 to 730 and encodes 230 amino acids. The transcript is spliced from 4 exons. NCBI's taxonomy places the organism in Eukaryota, Viridiplantae, Streptophyta, Magnoliopsida, Rosales, Cannabaceae.
AACUAUAAAAACAAAGACAACAACAGAAUUAACGGACAUGAAUUUUAUGGGUCAUCUUCAUCUUCACCUUCAACCUCCACAAACUUCACUCUCCACAAACUCAAUCCCAGUCCCUAAUGUCUUCAGGCCAAGACCCCUUCUUCAAUCUGGAUUCGACCCCAAACCCAUUCUUCUCCCCAGUUUUCUCUCUUUGGCCCUCACUGUAACCUUAAGCUCCCCAUUCUCUGCUUUGGCAAUCCCUUCUCUUAAUUCUCCCUCUUUUCCUUCUCCUACUACCCCAUUUUCUCAAUCCAAGACUUUGAAGGUUGGAAUCGAAAAUGGAAAAAUCAGACCUUGCCCAUCUAUAAAUCCUGGCUGUAUAUCUUCAAAUCCGAAAUCAUCAUCAUUUGCAUUCCCAUGGAGGAUUCCAGAGAAUUUUUCAGACAAUGCCAUUCAGAAAUUGCAAGAUUCAAUCUUGGAAACUCAGGGAAACGCAAAAAUUCUAGCUGUGGAAGAUACCCCUGAUGGCCAAUAUCUGUUAGCCGAGGUCGAUGGCGGUUUCAAUGCUCGAGAUGUGAUGGAGUUUUUGGUGAAAGGAGAUGUAGUUGCUUACAGAGCUAUGGCAAAGAAAGUUACUUAUGUCUAUCCAUUCACCACAGCUUUAGGGGAUUCAAAGGGACAAGAAGAGCGUAUGAAGAAAAUCAUAGACCAAUUGGGUUGGUAUGCUCCAAGUUUUGAUGCCAUGGAAUAACAUUCUGAUUACUUAUGUAUGCAAAAACACACUGUUAUAGGCUACCUAUGAAGCCAAAAAAAAAAGAUGUUAUUUUUUGCCAGUCUGGUGGAAAUAAUGUAAUUUGUUUCACUCCAUUUGUAAAAGCAUUUAUUAGUCUGUACGUAGUUUGUUCAUCAAUACUGUUGCCACUUCUGAUGUUGUAAUUACUUCUUUGGCUAGAUAUUUUGCUCUCUUGCUAGGCUACUUUUACUGCUAUUAAUUGCAGACUUUCCUUCCUCUUUA